UCCUCCCCAGAUAAAGAGAUUGAGAGUGAAGAGGACAAGAGACAAUCUAAUGCAACAGAAUGCAGUGGAAAGAAGUCAUAUCGGGGUUUACAAUGCAGUAAGAUAUUCACGGAUGAGAGCACUUUAAUUCUACAUCAGAAAGCAUGCUGUAGAGAAGAGGGAAUUGUUAGCAGUUUUAGAACAAAGUUAGAUAUGAGCUUUAAGUGCCCCCAUUGUGAUAAGAUUUUUGAUUGUGAUAAUAAUCUAAUCACCCAUAUGGGAAUACAUGAAAAUGGAGAUAAACCCUAUCUUUGCCCUCAUUGUAAGAAGGGUUUUGCCAAAAAGGUCUUCCUUACACAUAUAAAAACACACAUAGGAGAAAAGCCUUAUGAUUGUUCUCACUGUGAGAAGAUAUUUUCUAGAAAGUCUCGUCUUACAAUGCAUAUGAGAACACAUACUGGUGAAAAGCCUUAUCAUUGCUCUUAUUGUGAGAAGAAAUUUUCUGUGAAGAGUAAUCUUACCGGCCAUAUAAGAACACACACAGGAGAAAAACCUUGUGAUUGUUCUCUUUGUGAAAAUAUAUUUUCUAUAAAGUCUCAUCUUACAAUGCAUAUGAGAACGCAUACUGGUAAGAAGCCUUAUCAUUGCUCUUAUUGUGAGAAGAAAUUUUCUGACAAGUGUGAUCUUACCCGUCAUAUGAGGACACACACAGGAGAAAAGCCUUAUGAUUGUUCUCACUGUGAGAAGAUGUUUUCUAGAAAGUCUCGUCUUACAAUGCAUAUGAGAACGCAUACUGGUGAAAAGCCUUAUCAUUGCUCUUAUUGUGAGAAGAGAUUUUCUGUGAAGAGUAAUCUUACCCGCCAUAUAAGAACACACAGAGGAGAAAAACCUUAUGAUUGUUCUCACUGUGAGAAGAUAUUUUCUAUAAAGUCUCAUCUUACAAUGCAUAUGAGAACACAUACUGGUAAGAAGCCUUAUCGUUGCUCUUAUUAUGAGAAGAAAUUUUCUGACAAGUGUGAUCGUACUUGUCAUAUGAGAACACACACAGGAGAAAAGCCUUAUGAUUGUUCUCACUGUGAGAAGAUGUUUUCUAGUAAGUCUAAUCGUACAAGGCAUAUGAGAACACAUACUGGUAAAAUGCCUUAUCAUUGCUCUUAUUGUGAGAAGAAAUUUUCUGACAAGUGUAGUCUUACCCGUCAUGUAAGAACACACACAGGGGAAAAGCCUUAUGAUUGUUCUCACUGUGAGAAGAUGUUUUCUAGAAAGUCUCAUCUUACAAUGCAAAUGAGAACACAUACUGAUAAAAAGCCUUAUCAUUGCUCACAUUGUGAGAAGAAAUUUUCUGUGAAGAUUCAACUUACCCAUCAUAUAAAAACACAUACUGGAGAAAAGCCUUAUGCUUGCUUUCAUUGUGAGAAGAGAUAUUCUGUGAGGAGUCAUUUUUCUGCCAUUUAAGAACACAUAGAGGAGAAAAGCCAUAUGCUUGUCCACAUUGUGAGGAGAAAUUUUCUCAGAAGUUUCAGCAAACCCGUCAUAUAAAAACACACACUGGAAAAAAGCCUUUUGCUUGCUCUCAUUGUGAAAAAAUUUCCUUUCAAGAGAAAUCUUACACAAUAUUUAAGGACGUUUACUGGAGAAAAACCUUGCGCUUAAUCUCAAUGUGAGAAGAGCAUUCCUUACAAAUAUUACUAAAAAUUUAAAGACACAUACUGGAGGAAAACCUUAUGCUUUGAUAUCAUUAUGAGAAAUGAUUUUCUAUGUAGACUGUACAUACCCGUUUUAUUAGAACAGAUACAGGAGCAACAUCUUAUUCUUGCUCUUACUGUGAGAAGAGAUUUUCUCAAGAGUGAAAUCUUUCAUGUCAUAUAAGAACACAUGCCGGACAGAAUCCGUCUGAUUGGUGUCAUUGUGAGAACAGAUUUUCUACAAAGAUCUAUUUUAGCCUUCACAUAAGAACACACACUGGAGAAAAGACUCAUGCUUGCCCUCAUUGUAAGAAGAUAUUUUACAGAAAGAGUGAGCUUUCCUGUCAUAUGAAAUCUUUGGGAAGGGGGAGUGAGGAAGGAUUUAGAAAGAUUAAUAGUUGACUGAUAUCAGGUCUACAAGGUUUAGUUCCCCCUAUUGAUUCCUUUAUUUGUAAACCGUAGUAGUAGGUAACUAAAUACAUGUACAUGUACACUGUGAUGAAAAGUGUGAAAAUGGCAUUUAAGAUAAAUACCCUUCUUUUCCUCCCCAGAUAAAGA
This is a messenger RNA of Lytechinus pictus (painted urchin), 2222 nucleotides long. RefSeq names its product zinc finger protein 84-like. Bases 193 to 1434 code for a protein of 413 amino acids. NCBI's taxonomy places the organism in Eukaryota, Metazoa, Echinodermata, Echinoidea, Temnopleuroida, Toxopneustidae. The record is from RefSeq and is a predicted model, not a curated record. The transcript has a single exon.